ACAAUGGCAGAAUAAAAAAAUUAUGUCCAAAGUUAUAAUUUCAUGAAAGUAUAGUUCCUUGGAGUAUUCAAAGCAAGCCAUGCAAAUCCCAAUGUCAAUGAACCAAGAAAAUCAAGACCAGAUUCAUCUCCUCUUAAUUCACUUCCUUUUUAUUUACUACACCUCUUUCUUCUUUUUCUUCUCUAUAUAAACUAUUCAAAUCCUUUUCUCCUUCAUCGCAAUUCUUACAUUUGCUCUCUCCCUUCCAUCACCCACAAAAGGGUUUUUUUUUUUUGGCACCCGAAGUGAUCAACUUUAAAACCAUAAAACCACAAAGGUUCUUUAUCGUUGAUCACUAAUAUAAACCUUAUGGCAGAAUUCAAGAGAAAGUUCAACAAAGGUCAUGCUUUUACAAGCAAAUGUGUUUCCUUGGUGAAGGAACAACGAGCUCGUCUCUAUAUUCUCCGCCGUUGCGCUACCAUGCUUUGCUGCUGGUACAUCCACGGCGAUGAAUAGAGAGAACCCCCUUGAGUUCAUCCUUCAAAUUACAUAUAGCUAUAUAUAUAUAUAUGCCUCUCCUCCCCACCUCUUCUUCUUGAAUCCAUGUUGGUGUUGGUGGUUGCAUGGCGUGAUCCCUCUCCAUAAAUAUUUUGAUUCUCUCUUCUAUUGGUGCAACCCUGCCUAAUCUCCUCUUUUUUAACCUAAAGAAUGAAUCUUUGGUUUUUUUUUUCAUGAGUUAUUUUGCGUGAGCCAAAAUAGAGAGAGACUUUACCCGCCGAUUGAGCUGACGGAGUUUUUACUGUUUCUGGAACAUAAGGAGGGAGAGAAGCCAUGGAUGAUGUUAUUAUGUGAGAAAAGGAGUUCAUACUAUCAAAUCUUCUGGAAGUUUUGGGGUUUAGUUUCGUCUUGAGCUGACCAAAGUCUCUUUUGGUUUCAUCUAUAUGACCAAAGUCUCUUUUGGUUUCAUCUAUAUGACCAAAGAUCUUCUUGUUUAAUUUUAGCAUCUGGUUGUAACAAAUGCGAGAAUAAUAUAAAAGAAUAAAACUUUUGAUUUUGGCUAUUUAGAUUCUUUUACUGGCUCAAACUCAAAAACUAAACAAACCAGUAGAACUCAAUCACUCAUCAUAUAUUAUCUUACAAACCAAAAUCUUAACCGAGUUUCGGUUCAGUAAAGAUUUAUUCCAAGAACCAAAUUCCGGUUCAAAAACAGAGUAUUCUUCAAGACUUCAAAGAGGGGGGGACAAUUGAAUAUGGUCAAUGGCGUGAAGCCAAGUCAUUGGUUAGGUUUUAUUUAGUUAACAAUUUCAAAUUAGGAAAUUUCUUGCUUUUACAUUUUUGGUUAUUCCAGUUUAGGGAAGUUUCUUAUUUAAGAGAAAUACUAAAAUGCCAAUUGUUCCUGAAACCAAAUCAAUCCAUUAAUAAUUAAACAGAGUAUAUAUAUAGAAUAUCUACCGGACAAAAAAAGAAGAAGUGGGAUUUGAAGAUGAUCGACCAUGAUUAUUGGUUAUCAUUAGUUUUCGGUUUUGUAUAUUGCAUGCUUUUUUAUGGACUCUGUCGACUGUUGUCUUGGGCUUCCAACCGUGUUGAUGAUGAAGCCAACAAUGAUCACCACGAUCAUAGUGUUACCGGCGAUGACCAUGUCAUUAUUACAGUCAAGGAACUGGCCGGUAUCAAACCCUCCGUUCUCCAAUCCAUCCCCGUCGUAGAUUUCAACUCCGAGGACUCCAAAGACAGCUUCGAAUGCGUCGUUUGCCUCUCCAAGCUUGAAGACGGAGAC
Molecule: messenger RNA, 1756 nt
Organism: Brassica napus (rape)
Lineage: Eukaryota; Viridiplantae; Streptophyta; Magnoliopsida; Brassicales; Brassicaceae
Product: small polypeptide DEVIL 19-like
Exons: 1
Coding region: 349-495 (48 amino acids)
Biological process (GO): negative regulation of cell population proliferation
Source: RefSeq, a predicted model, not a curated record